AUGACAUCUCUAGACAAUCCCGUCACCAAUGGAGAUGCCACUGCGGUCAAAAGACUCUGGCAGCCUUCGUUCCCCGAGAACACUAGAAUUCACAAGUUCAUGUCCCUCGUGAGUCAGAAGAAUGGCCGACAGCUGAACAGCUAUCACGAUCUUUGGGAGUGGAGCAUCUCCGAGCCUUCAGCCUUCUGGGAGGAAAUAUGGUACUUCACCGGCGUCAAGGCGCAGAAAUCUUAUGAUAAGGUUCUAGAUAAGGGCACUCCCCUCUUCCCUAAACCAGUAUUUUUCAAAGGAAGCCUCCUUAAUUUUGCCGAAAACCUCCUCUUCCCCGCAAGCAACCCUGGUGAAAACUCCGUCGCCAUCAUUGCCGCUACCGAAUCCACUCGAGAGCACAUAUCGUGGAAGGAUCUUCGAGCGCGGGUACACCGCUGUGCUUUGUCGCUACGAGAAGCGGGCGUAGUCAAGGGGGACCGUGUCGCUGGCUUUGUGGGCAAUCAUGCAAACACCGUCAUUGCCAUGCUGGCCGCCACCUCCAUAGGCGCCCUGUGGAGUUCUGUUUCAACUGAUACGGGUGUGAAUGCCGUGCUGGAACGGCUGCGUCAGAUCGAGCCGGUGGUUCUCUUCGUUGACAAUGCGUCCCCCUAUAAUGGAAAGGUUCAUCCGACACACGCCAAGGUUGUCGAGUUAACGGCAAGCCUUGACUCGUUGCGUUACGUCGUGGUCUUCGAUGCGGUGCAAGGGUAUGGGUUUGAUGUGGAAUUGGUCAAGUUGUCAAAUGGCAGAUGCAUGACUUUCUCUGAUUUCUUGGCUACUUUGUCGGCAAACAGCUCGUCCGCGACGCUGCAAUUCGAACCCCUCCCACCUGACCACCCUGUUUAUAUCCUUUAUUCGUCAGGUACAACCGGUGCCCCCAAGCCAAUUGUCCAUGGUGCCCUGGGCACACUCAUACAGCACAAGAAAGAGCAUGCGCUACAUGGUGACAUCGGGCCUGGCGAUCGGCUGUUCUACUUCACGACCACAACCUGGAUGAUGUGGCACUGGCUUGUUUCCGCUCUGGCCAGUGGCGCAAGCAUCGUGGUUUACGACGGCUCUCCAUUCCGGCCCUUGGACCCAGAAGAUGGAAAGGGCGAUAUGGCCAUGCCUCGUCUCAUCGAUGAAUUACACAUAACCCACUUCGGUACAUCCGCAAAGUACCUCUCAAUCCUAGAACAGUCCGCGCUAAACCCAACAAAACAUCCCCAUAGACCCGUCCAACUGCGAACCCUGAAAGCAAUCUUUAGCACGGGCUCUCCACUCGCCCCAUCGACAUUCGACUACGUGUAUUCCUCCAUCCACCCAGAUAUAAUGCUCGGUUCCAUCACAGGAGGCACGGACAUCAUCUCCCUCUUCGGUGCAUCCUGCCCCAUCCUCCCUGUCCACCGCGGAGAAAUCCAAUGUCGCGGCCUAGGCAUGGCCGUAUCCAUCUUCGAUUACGCCGGACGAGACAUUAGCGCCACCGACGACGCGGGCGACCUCGUAUGCACGGUGCCCUUUCCAGCCCAACCCGUCAUGUUCUGGCCACCGGGGCCGAUAGGCGAGGAGAAGUAUCGCAAGAGCUACUUCGAGCACUUCGGGCCGUCGAUAUGGCAUCACGGCGACUUCGUGAAACUCAACAGCAAGACAGGCGGGAUGGAGAUGCUGGGCCGCAGCGACGGGGUGCUCAAGCCAGCCGGCGUCCGGUUCGGCAGCGCGGAGAUUUACAAUGUCAUCCUGAAGCAUUUUGCGAAUGAGGUUGAGGAUUCACUGUGUAUUGGCCGGCGGCGGAAUGGGAUUGAGAACGACGAGACGGUCGUGCUCUUUGUGAAAUUGGCCGCCAGGGACAAGUCUGCGUCUUCAUCUGCAUCUGCUUCUACCUCUGCAUCUGUUUCCUCAUCCAUAUCCACGUCCACAUCCGCAUCCUCGUCAACGGUGUCAAUAGCCAACAACGGCUGCGUAAAGGACCUGAUGACCACCGCCAACGACAAUGACGCGUUGCUCAUGCCGCCCGAUCUUGUCAGCCGCAUACAGGCUACCAUUCGCAAGGAACUCAGCGCGCGCCAUGUCCCGACGAUCAUAGUCGCGUGUCCGGAGAUUCCAGUCACGACGAAUGGCAAGAAGGUUGAGAAUGCGGUGAAACAGAUUCUUUGUGGGUUAAAUAUUAAAACUGGAGCAAGCGUGGCUAAUGCGGGGUGUUUGGAGUGGUACCGGAGGUGGGCGGCGGAGAAUUGA
Histoplasma mississippiense is the source of this 2244-nucleotide messenger RNA. RefSeq lists its product as hypothetical. Gene Ontology annotation, biological process: lipid metabolic process. The record is from RefSeq and is a predicted model, not a curated record. The coding region runs from base 1 to 2244 and encodes 747 amino acids. The transcript has 2 exons. Gene Ontology annotation, cellular component: cytosol. Lineage: Eukaryota; Fungi; Ascomycota; Eurotiomycetes; Onygenales; Ajellomycetaceae. Gene Ontology annotation, molecular function: acetoacetate-CoA ligase activity.